UUUGGUGGAAACUGUGUAAACUGUAGAGUGUAGACUUUCCACCCUUGAUCCAUGCGUCCGCAUGACUUUCAAGCCAGAAAGGCUAAAAGCUAAACUGGGAAAAAGACCGAAGGAACCUCCCACUCCUUCUGGCCUUCUGGGUUGGAGAAUAAGGAAAUCUCUUACAACUUACAAGCAUCGGCACCAGAAGAGAAUGUUAUGCUCUAUACCCAGAAUCUCUCCAAUGUUCAAGAAAUCAGAUAAUAUGUUUCAGGAAAAAAUUCAAUAAAAGAGGGGGAAAGAGAAAACUGUUCCCAGAGAGAGACUUGAAUGGCGAAGCGAUAGAAUAGAGUUCGUUUAACCGAACCCAUUUGGUUGGGAGGAAGCUUUGCUGAGAGAGAUUUUUUGGGUUCUGCUGUAUAUCGGAGUAGGUAACUCAAGCAAGGAAAAAAGAAGAAGCUGGGGCAAGCCCGUUCAUGUGAGAAGAGUCAAUUGAUUCUCUGGAAAUUGUAGGAACUCAAAAUGGCAUUUUCAAUGAUGGGUUUUGUGGGUUCGCAUAUUUCUCUCCGCUGUGAUCAUAUUACCAAUAAAGGGAUUGCAAAAUUUCAUUUUGUCAAUGAUGGGGCAAGUCAGAGAUCCAAACUUGAACUUCACAAGUACAGGCCAGCGUCUGGAAGGCUUUCAUUUUGCAAGCGCGAGUGUAUUGACUUUGAAGAGAGAACAAGCUCGAAUGAGGUAAGGAAAGAGAUAGAGAGAUGCUAUGAACUCAUACAAAAACUUGGGAGGGGAGUCGUUUAUCUGGGUUCUUCAAGAAUGGGCCCAGAUCAUCCACAUUACAUGCAAGCAAUGGAGUUGGGGAAAGAGAUUGCAAACCUUUUGGACUGCACCUCAUGGACAGGAGUUGGUCCUGGUCUCAUGGAUGCUGUUACUAAAGGUGCUCUUCAAGCUGGAAGGCCGGUGGGUGGAUUUAAAAUCGGCAGAGAAGCUGGUGAAUGGACAGCCACUAACUUCCAUCCAUACCUACCUCCUGAAACCUAUCUUACUUGCAGGUUUUUCUCUGCAAGGAAACAUGGGCUUGUGGAUGCUGCAGUGAGAAAUGCUGCUUCAGAUCGUACAGCUGUAGUUGCUCUACCUGGUGGGAUUGGCACUCUAGAUGAGGUGUUUGAGGUUCUAACCCUGAUUCAGCUAGAAAGGAUAGGUUCUGAGCUCCCUGUUCCUUUCUUAUUAAUGAAUUACGAUUCAUUUUAUUCAAAGCUGCUUGGAUUUCUUGAUGAUUGUGAGGAUUGGGGUACUGUUUCCAAAGGAGAGGUUGCAUCAUUGUGGAAGGUUUGCAAUGACAAUUCUGAAGCUUUGGAGUACUUAAAAAAGUUUUAUAAUUUAAUGCAAAUUAAAGGAAAGCAAGAGUUUUGAUUGAAAGGAGUGGAACCAUUUCUCAAGAGGAGUUCAUAAAAUCACCCGGUUCUGAAGCAGAAACAUGAGUGAAUAUGUGCUUACAGGCUAUGAAAGAUGAUGGCUUGUUGAAGGUUCAUGUAAAAAUCGAGAGAUGGAAGUUUUUUAAUGGAGCAAAAACAUAUAGAAGUCCAGAGAUGAAGCUUUCUGCUAGAUCCCUCUACAACCUUUGUCUGGGAUCAAAACUUCUGGAGUUUAAUAAGGAGAACGACUCCCCCUUAGCCAAGCUAUACAUUGCAGGCAAUUGUUGUAUUAAUGGUCUGUUAGCACCUUUGGCACGAUUGAAUUGCUACUCUGUUAUUCCAUUUGGGUGUAUUCCAUGAUACAAUUGGUUGAUAACUGUACUCAUUGGAAUCACUACAUGGGUUGGUGUCCUCAUUCUUCUUACUAAUUCUUAGUCUGACUUAACACAUCAGUUUUGAGCAUUAAUGGAUAUAUUUGCUAUUUGCAUACUA
Molecule: messenger RNA, 1883 nt
Organism: Macadamia integrifolia
Lineage: Eukaryota; Viridiplantae; Streptophyta; Magnoliopsida; Proteales; Proteaceae
Product: probable cytokinin riboside 5'-monophosphate phosphoribohydrolase LOGL10
Exons: 4
Coding region: 502-1389 (295 amino acids)
Source: RefSeq, a predicted model, not a curated record